ACUAGAGGGAGCAGCAACAAAGAGUCCACAGGGGAUUUAACAAAUCAUGCUACUGCUCCUGGUCUCUGUAUCCGUUGCCAAUAUGCUGUUUUCUGCUGGAGUUGUUUGCAUGCCACUACCAAACCAGGGACCCCACAUAGCCAAUGGCUGGGGCCAGGUCAUCCGGUUCAGGCAUCUUUACGCCGCCAGACCAGGACUGCACUUGCUGAUCAGUAGGGAUGGACAGAUCCAUGGCUCUGUGGACCAAACACUGUACAGCCUGCUGGAGAUCCGUCCCGUGGAUCCAGGCUGUGUUGUCAUCAGAGGUACAGCAACCGCACGCUAUCUUUGCAUGGAAGGCGACGGAAGACUGUACUCAUCGUACACCUACAGCAGAGAUGACUGCACCUUCAGAGAGCAGAUUUUGCCUGACGGGUACAACAUCUAUGUCUCUGACAGACACGGAGCCCUGCUUAGUCUGGGAAACCACCGGCAGAGACUGCAGGGUCGAGACAGAGGAGUCCCAGCUCUGGCCCAGUUUCUCCCCAGGAUCAGCACCUUGGAUCAGGCUUCGUACCCUGCACUGGAUGUCCCUGACCAGCCGGGACAGAGCACAGCCCAAACAGAGGAACCUGUGGACGCAGUGGACUCGUUUGGAAAACUCUCUCAAAUCAUUCACAGUCCCAGCUUCCACAAGAGAUGAGACAGUGGCUUUGGGACACCAGAGUGUCCUGCUUUGUCUGAGGCCUGAAACCGUGCACUCCUCCCUGUAUGUUGUAGAACCAGGGACUGACUGCAUUUCCAGCCAGCCAGCACCCGGAAAGGUUGUUGUGACAUCCUUCCAGCACUGUCCUGUCAGACAUGAUAGUACAGAAUAUUAGUGCAGUGUCCUACAGAGUGGAGAAUGACACCUGUACUGAGUUUAGUGUUCCAUCUUGUCAUUUUCAGUAACAACUUUUACAUUUACUGAACAAACAAGGAGUGGCGUGUUUGACAUUCUGGUUUAUUUGGGAUAAGAUAAGGUGACAGCAUCAGUAACCAUAGAUGAACCAAGAGCAGCACCUAUAGAAACUGGAAAAAGGAAAAGAAUGGCACAAAAUUAGUCACACUGUUUGAAUCGAGUAAGUGCAGCGCCACAGAAAGAGCACUAAAAAUGUGACCAGAUAUGUUGUCUAUUAUGAUUGCUUGUCAUUUAAAAGCGACCAAUUAUGCUUUCCCUUGUGCUGCAAUUACAGUUACUGUUCAUAUUAAACGUGGCCAAAGUUUCAAAUAAUGAAGUAAACAUAGAGGUUGUUUAGUAUGUCUUGCAGAAAGAGCUUUUCAGUAGAAGUAGAAGUAGAUUAAAAAGAACUGGAUUGAGUGUUGGCGGCGGGCUUCAGUCAUUCC
Messenger RNA from Dicentrarchus labrax (European seabass), 1365 nucleotides. RefSeq names its product fibroblast growth factor 19 (gene fgf19). The record is from RefSeq and is a predicted model, not a curated record. The coding region runs from base 47 to 682 and encodes 211 amino acids. Lineage: Eukaryota; Metazoa; Chordata; Actinopteri; Moronidae. Gene Ontology annotation, molecular function: fibroblast growth factor receptor binding; growth factor activity. Gene Ontology annotation, biological process: positive regulation of cell population proliferation; positive regulation of protein phosphorylation; fibroblast growth factor receptor signaling pathway. The transcript has 3 exons. Gene Ontology annotation, cellular component: cytoplasm.